This is a messenger RNA of Pocillopora damicornis (cauliflower coral), 931 nucleotides long. RefSeq lists its product as uncharacterized. Gene Ontology annotation, biological process: DIM/DIP cell wall layer assembly; lipid biosynthetic process. NCBI's taxonomy places the organism in Eukaryota, Metazoa, Cnidaria, Anthozoa, Scleractinia, Pocilloporidae. The record is from RefSeq and is a predicted model, not a curated record. Gene Ontology annotation, cellular component: plasma membrane. Gene Ontology annotation, molecular function: methyltransferase activity.
GCGUUGUUCUUUGAAGGAAAAUAUUUGAAUGCCUGGAAAGGAGUGCCAUUCUUAAAGGAUUGUCUUAGUCUCGCAAUAGUGCAGAAGUUAUUUUGGGAAGAGAAGCCUCAGACAGUCAUCGAGCUUGGCGCAUGGAAGGGUGGAUCAGCCUUGUGGUCAGCAGAUAUGCUGAAAAUUUUAGGUGUGAAGUCACAUGUCUUUUCUAUGGACAUUGAUCUUUCUCUUCUGGAUCCAGUCGCCAAGGAAUGCCCUGAUGUAACUUUCAUUGAAGGAAAUUCGAAUGAAAUCGAAAAAUGCUUCCCUCCAGAAUUGCUUCAGACUCUCCCACAUCCUUGGUUCAUUACUGAAGACGUGCAUAUUAAUAUAGUUGAAGUACUGAAAUACUUUGACAAAUUUACGGAGCCUGGUGACUACAUCUGCGUAGAAGAUACUAAUCCAUUAGCACCAAACCAGCCUGGCCAGGGACUCAUCAAAGAGCUUGGGUAUACUCCGUUUGGACAUUCGAAACUUGAUAAGUUAAAGGAAUUUAUGAAAACUCAUUCAGAGAGAUACCUUGUUGACCAACUAUAUACAGACCUCUUUGGGUAUAAUGUUACAUGGAACUCAAACGGUUUCCUCAAACGCGUUUAGAGGUCAUUCAUCGUGACUCUCCUGGGUUUCAAGAAAGAAUGAUAGAAAUCAUUCAAAAUAAGCUUGGUCAAUUCAUGGAAUAAAAAACUAGUUUGAAACAAAUUAGUAGUUAAUGAUUCACUUCACAGCAACAGUCGCCUGCUAUUGUAUUGGCAGCUUCUACUUUCAAGUAUUUUGGUCGUGGAAAGAUAAACUUAUGGGCACCUUCAGAUUAAGUGGUUUGUGACUUUUUAGCUAGAGAAAAUUGCACCUUGCCUGAUUUCGUGGCUGAACAGAUCAAUAAACAGAAGUAUUAAAAUUA